GAAUAGGACAAAACUCAGGAAGAGUCUCUGUGAGUAUUAGAGAAGACCUAUUAAGAAGCUUGACCAGAGCGCGAGAUCCAUUUGGACCUAUUCUGUUAAGGGUUACUCCAAAGGCGCUGUGUAGCUCUAGCAGCUAUAUCGCUUGACGACAGAGUCAUUCAAUUAUCGGAUCCGUAGAUUGACAUAUGUGUUACAGAGCUGUGUAAGGAAUGCGUAUAUAGACUCUACUGAUUGACACUAUCCCAAGGGUAUAACUCUCCCCGCAUCGAGUCCUGUAUCUAAAGGUGCCAUUAAAAAAGGCUAUCGACACAGUGAUCUGAUUAUCGCUAUUAUCAUUGCACAAUGCCAGAGAUAAAGGAAGGUAUCGGCUGCUACGCCGAGAAGUAUGUACCACUGGUGCCAUUGACGGGGAUUACCAUUACCUUCCUGGUGGUUGCUGUCCUGGGCCUAGGGUUCUAUUGCGCCUUGAUGAUCAAUUGUAUAGUAGCGGUUUUUGAAAAAUGGGUGAUACAAUCCGAGAAACUAGAGCUACUGAAAUCUGAAACUAAGACACCUCUAUCAUUUCUGAUUAUGGUGAUGUAUAUACUGUUGCACGUGUAUGGCUACAAAUGCUCGUUUGUCGAGACUCCUAUAUGUCGUAGGCGUGUCCUGUUCAUUGGAUUAGGCUUUGUGGUAGUGCUGUGUUCAUUCGUAGCAGUUAUGCUAGCUACUAUACCUGAUGACUGGGUGAAGAAGAUAAAUCUAGAUACCCAUUUCAACGCUCAACACCGCGUCUAUGGCGCCAUGGGUUUUUCUGGACUCCAGAUAAUCGCACUUGUUGGAUUCAUCAUCGCCGCAUAUAAGCAACACUGCUUUGGCAAGUGCAUGACCAGGAGCCGAAAAGCCUUCUAUGUGAUCGCGAUACUGAAUUUAAUACACCUGAUAGGCUAUAUAGUCAAUUUGGGAAUGUUUUACAAGGACGGUAAAGUGGAAGAGAAAAUGACCACGAUGGAGAGUAAGGAGGAAUGGAAAGUGUACCAGGGAAGGGCUACUCUUAACUACCUACUGUUGAUAGCACUUGUAAUAAGUGCAUACCAGGUCAAUAUGUGCUGCACACCUUUCAAUAGCUAUGAAGGUAUAUUUUUGCUGUUUGGCGGUGCAGUUAUUGGCUGUAUCAUAUGCGCCAUGUUGGCCUGUGAGUUUGAUAAUACAAGACGAGACAAACACUAUGAGCACACCAUAUACCCUAUAAUGUUCCUUUUGCUAGUUUUUACUGGAUUGUGGCUAUACUGUUUACAUGCAGCUAAACCAUUUGGGCAGUACCAUACUGUAUGGGAAGUGGGCAGCUUCAUGCUAGGCCUUUUCUUAUUGGCCAUGGUAGUCAUCGCAGGUGUGGUUAUUGUUGCAGCGGCAGCAAACAAAUCGUGGAGUAUUGGCACUGUUAACAUGUUUACAGGAUUCCACUCAUUGGCCAUCCCUGCCUACUUCCUAGUUGUACUUGCCCUGUUUAUAUUCUAUGGUCGCAAGAGCGGCUUAUUGAAGCGCAUGGCUUCCUGGUUCAAGAAAGCUCCUGAACACGUCCAAGCUCCAGUUGCCCAGGAGCCAGAGCCCAGUGAACCCUGUCAACUUCGCGGACCUGAAUCAGUGGGAGGUGUCUACCAUGAUUCUAGGUUACAUCCAGCAAAGUAGUUAGACAACUAUCAGGACUGAUUCCUGGAAUUUGAAAAUAUACAGAAUAAAGGCCACCAACGUAUG
Molecule: messenger RNA, 1734 nt
Organism: Babesia bovis T2Bo
Lineage: Eukaryota; Apicomplexa; Aconoidasida; Piroplasmida; Babesiidae
Product: putative integral membrane protein
Exons: 1
Coding region: 343-1668 (441 amino acids)
Source: RefSeq, a predicted model, not a curated record